Pangasianodon hypophthalmus (striped catfish) is the source of this 2585-nucleotide messenger RNA. It is a transcript of the gene actr1b, whose product is annotated as actin related protein 1B. The record is from RefSeq and is a predicted model, not a curated record. The transcript has 11 exons. Bases 151 to 1281 code for a protein of 376 amino acids. NCBI's taxonomy places the organism in Eukaryota, Metazoa, Chordata, Actinopteri, Siluriformes, Pangasiidae.
GUAGGGUGUCUCGCGCGCAGUUCGGUUGACACGCAGCACUGCUCGGCGGGUGUGUGCUGAGGCGCGCGCUGAUUUUACAUGAAAACAGUUUUUAUAAAAUAAAAUAAAACUCAGAAACACACACACGCGCGCGCGCGCUGCAGAGCCGAUAUGGAGUCGUAUGAUAUUAUAGCCAACCAGCCGGUGGUCAUCGAUAAUGGUUCAGGUGUGAUUAAAGCGGGGUUUGCUGGAGAUCAGAUUCCUAAAUACUGCUUUCCUAAUUAUGUCGGUCGGCCCAAACAUGUGCGUGUGAUGGCUGGAGCGCUGGAGGGGGAUCUGUUCAUCGGGCCCAAAGCUGAGGAACACAGGGGUUUGUUGUCGGUUCGGUACCCGAUGGAACAUGGCAUCGUUAAAGACUGGAAUGACAUGGAGAGGAUCUGGCAGUACGUUUACUCUAAAGAACAGCUGCAGACCUUCAGUGAGGAGCACCCUGUAUUACUGACUGAAGCUCCUCUGAACCCGAGUAAGAACCGCGAGCGUGCAGCUGAGGUCUUCUUUGAAACCUUCAAUGUCCCGGCACUGUUCAUCUCCAUGCAGGCCGUGCUCAGUCUGUAUGCGACAGGCAGGACAACAGGUGUGGUGUUGGAUGCGGGGGAUGGUGUGACCCACGCCGUCCCGAUCUACGAGGGUUUUGCGAUCCCACACUCCAUCAUGCGCGUGGACAUUGCGGGCCGGGACGUGUCCCGAUUCCUCCGUCUGCUCCUGAGGAAGGAGGGAUACGACUUUCACACCUCCGCUGAGUUCGAGGUCGUGCGCACUAUCAAGGAGAGGGCGUGUUAUCUGUCCUUGAAUCCUCAGAAAGAUGAGACUCUGGAGACGGAGAAGGCGCAGUACACACUACCGGACGGGAGCACACUCGACAUUGGGCCAGCGAGGUUCCGGGCCCCGGAGCUGCUGUUCCGGCCCGACCUGAUUGGAGACGAGAGUGAGGGAAUCCACGAGGUUCUCGCCUUCGCCAUACAGAAAUCAGACCUGGACCUCCGGCGUACCUUGUUCUCCAACAUCGUCCUGAGUGGCGGCUCCACGCUGCUCAAAGGGUUUGGAGACAGAUUGCUGAGUGAGGUGAAGAAGCUCGCUCCCAAAGACGUCAAAAUAAAGAUCUCAGCACCACAGGAGAGACUUUACUCUACAUGGAUUGGUGGCUCUAUCCUGGCUUCAUUGGACACCUUUAAGAAGAUGUGGGUUUCUAAGAAAGAGUAUGAAGAGGAUCGAGCACGUGCCAUUCACAGGAAGACCUUCUAAUAAGCCCCGCCCAUCGCUUCAGUCAUGCCCCGCCCCCUCCAGCUCUGACACUGCGGCUGAUAGGGAGUGUCUGUGCAGUUCUGAUCUCUCUCUCUCUCACACACACACACACACACACACACACACUCUCUCUCUUAUGUCCUUCAGCUUGUCUGUGUGUUCUGGUCUAAAAUGAAGGAUUUUUUUCUGUAAUUUGUGUGUGUGUGUGUGUGUGUGUGUGUUUGUGUGUGUGAGGGGUGUUAUUGCCACUCCAGUGAUGUCGGUCAGCUCUAGGCCACGCCCUGUGUUGUUAGGCAGGAAGUGAUGACAGGACAUGGUGGUAAACACAUCCACACACACACAUGUGGUUCACUCUCACUCACACACACACACACACACACACACACACACACACCCCACUUGCACACUAAUCACCACUGUGUUUUUCCUCUGCACUGCGCACGAAUGCUAGCCUGUUAGCUAGCUAGCAGAGUGUGAGGUAUCCACUUCCUGUUUCUUUCCUGAGGAUUGUGUGUUGUUCACUGAGGUGUGUGUUAGAGCACAUCUCCACCUUCAGGACUCCCCAUUGUUAUUCAUUAUGUUGUAUGUACCUGUGGUUUUUUUUUUAUUUUAUUUUAUUUUUUUGGGGGGGGUCUGUUAUGUAACUGGAGGUGGGUGUGUCUUUAACACAUUGGGUAACCAUGAUGUAUGUGAUCAUACUGUACCUUUUGGUCGCCCGAAUGAUAUCACCAUGGAAACAGCUCCAAACUCCGCCACCGAUUUACGCUACAACGGUUUGUUUUUGUUUGUUUGUUUUUUAUUUAUUUUGAUUUUGCUAUGGAAACUUUGUUAGCAUUAUCCACAUAGCCAGUCAGUUUAUUGUGGUCACCAGUAAAGCAUGUGAUAUUAACCCCCCCAAACCCCCAUUCACAUUCUGAUUACAUUCCACUCUGUGUGUGUGUGUGUGUGUGUGUGUGUGUGUGUGUGUGUGUGUGUGUGUGGUGAUAGAGCAGGUUUAAUGGUUCUGGAUUAAGAGAUUGACAGUUUGACAGAAAGUCAAAGUCAGAGUAGUGCAGUGUAUCAUUAUAAAGCAUCUCAAUUUCAUUAUAUUAGCUUUUUACACACACACACACACACACACACACACACAGAUGACUGGUCACAGUGGAGAAUAAUCUGAAAAUGUGGCCAGAGAUUUGUUUCAUAAGAAAUGAAAACUGAAAUGUGUUUCAAUUUAAAAUUUCUCCUUUACAGACAGAAGCUCUGCACAUGAACACUCUUUACUGCUGAUGUAUAAAUUAUAAAUAAAUUAAUUAAAAGCCUCA